ACUUAGUUUGUAUUUAUGCUAACAUUUGAAUAGGUCAUCGCCGUGUCAUCUUUGUUGAUAAUUCAAAUUCAAAUAUUAAACCUAAAACAGUUCCAUUUAGUCCGUGGAAACAGUGUGUCCGAUUAAAUUUUUAAUGGCGAAUAGAGCGUUGAGAUACAUCCAUGGUGUCACCGUUCGUCGAUACAGCAGUAGUUUAAAAAUACCGCAAUGUGAUUUUAAACCCAACGUGUACAAAGGGCCCAUAUUCCAAAAGACUGACAAAGUAAAGUCCGAAAAUGUGCCGCCCAUACUAAGUAAUUUUUAUAAAAAGCCUGUUUUAAUACACCAAGGUCAUAUGCAAUGGCUGUACGACCACGAAGGAAGAAGAUAUCUUGAUCUGUUUGCGGGUAUCGUUACAGUCUCCGUGGGACAUUGCCAUCCAAAGGUCGUUGCUGCUAUGCAAGAACAAAUCAACACAUUAUGGCACACGACCAGCAUUUAUCGGAAUCCAAAAUUCUACGAGUAUGUAGAAAAAUUAAUAUCAAAAUUUCCUGGUGAUUUAAAGGUGGUGUAUCUUGUAAAUAGUGGUACAGAGGCUAACGACUUGGCGACUCUUCUCGCCAAAACCUACACGGGCAACAACGAUAUCAUCUCGCUGCAAAGCAGUUAUCAUGGAUAUUCUAGCUCUUUAGUAGGACUUACUGGGACACAAUGUUACAGACUUCCAGUGCCAACGCCUGCAGGAUAUCAUCACGCGAUGUUACCAGAUCCGUUUAGAGGAAUCUGGGGUGGAUGCAGGGAUUCUAUAUCGCAAGUGCCAGGUGCCUGUUCCUGUCCCGGAGACUGUGUUACCUCCGAUAAAUAUGUUCACCAGCUGAACGAGCUAAUAUCACAUUCGAUACCUACAGGAGGAGUUGCAGCGAUAUUUGCUGAAUCUAUACAGGGUGUAAACGGAACAGUUCAAUUCCCAAAAGGUUAUUUACGGAAAGCACAACAAUUGGUCAAAGAAAACGGUGGGCUGUAUGUUGCAGAUGAAGUUCAAACUGGAUUUGGUCGGACAGGCGAUGCAUUUUGGGGUUUCGAAACACACGGUGUAAUACCAGAUAUAGUCACUAUGGCUAAAGGUAUCGGCAAUGGGUUCCCAAUGGCCGCAGUGGUAACCACUAAAGAAAUAGCUGCAGUUCACACCAAAGGCAACUACUUUAACACUUUUGGAGGCAAUCCAUUAGCAUCGACUGCUGGUAAAGCUGUUUUAGAGGUCAUUGAAGACGAGAAACUUCAAGAAAAUUGCAAAGUAGUUGGAAAGUAUUUUAUUGAACAACUGAUGGAUUUACAAAAAACGCACCCAAUAAUUGGAGAUGUAAGAGGGAAGGGUCUGAUGUUGGGUAUAGAAUUUGUCAAACCAGGUACUAGAGAGCCAUUGAGCGCAUCAGAAGUUUCCGAUAUUCAUGAAACUACAAAAGAUCUCGGAGUAUUAAUUGGACGAGGAGGCAGAUAUGGAAAUGUACUGCGGAUAAAGCCUCCUAUGUGCAUUAAUAAACAAGAUGUCGACUUUUCUGUAUCAGUAUUGGAUCAAGCCUGUAAAAAUUUCAUGCAUAAAAAAUAAAUAUUCCCCAAGCCAUCACAUGAGUUGAUCUCGUAUCUAGUCUAUAGGUACAAACUUUGAAACUAAAUUUUAUCCUUUUAAUAAAUCUAUUGGAUUGUUAUUGUUGCAUAGU
Messenger RNA from Galleria mellonella (greater wax moth), 1697 nucleotides. Its product is annotated as alanine--glyoxylate aminotransferase 2, mitochondrial. Gene Ontology annotation, cellular component: mitochondrion. Gene Ontology annotation, molecular function: pyridoxal phosphate binding; L-alanine:glyoxylate transaminase activity. Gene Ontology annotation, biological process: glyoxylate catabolic process. The transcript has 10 exons. Lineage: Eukaryota; Metazoa; Arthropoda; Insecta; Lepidoptera; Pyralidae. The record is from RefSeq and is a predicted model, not a curated record. The coding region runs from base 134 to 1585 and encodes 483 amino acids.